Messenger RNA from Trematosphaeria pertusa, 1120 nucleotides. RefSeq lists its product as uncharacterized. Gene Ontology annotation, cellular component: mitochondrion. The transcript has a single exon. Lineage: Eukaryota; Fungi; Ascomycota; Dothideomycetes; Pleosporales; Trematosphaeriaceae. Gene Ontology annotation, biological process: mitochondrial respiratory chain complex II assembly. Bases 174 to 704 code for a protein of 176 amino acids. The record is from RefSeq and is a predicted model, not a curated record.
GAGUGGGCGUCGAAAGGCACUUCCGCCGCCACUCCGAUUGGCCUGUUGGGCCGCGGCUCAAAUGGCUGGGUGAAAGUUCUCCAGCUUCCAAUCUUUCGCCGCUCAAACAACCACACCUACACCAAUCUUCCCAACGCACCACAACAUCUUCAGAUAAACGCCAAGCCAUCAUAAUGCAAAGAACGAUGCUCCGUCUCCCGCGCCGGGUGUCCCGCCGCACAAUCCCCACCCGCUGCCUCAGCACAACAGCACGCCACUCCUCUCAAACCUCUCCCUUCGACAGCAGUCCCGCACCACCGCGUCUCCCAAAAGAAGAACAGGAAAUCUUCGAGCGCCUCCAGCGGCAAAGCACUGGCGCGUUUAGCACCCCACGUUCCGAACCCUCCACCGACAUCCGCGCUCGUAUAAACCAAUCCCCGGACUCUGCCUCCUCCUCCUCGUCCUCGUCCGCCGACAUCCGCAUGCGCAUAAACCUGUCCCCGGACUCCUCCUCCGCAUCAGAGAAUACUGAGGUGAACGUGCAAGCAGGAGCCAGGAUACCGGAGGGCGAAGAAGUGCAUCCGAAUCUGCGGAAGGGCGCGCCGCCGGAGUUUGAGGGCGAGGUUAAUCCGCGGACGGGGGAGGUCGGCGGGCCGAAGAAUGAGCCGUUGAGGUGGGGCGCGGGGAGCGAUUGGAGUUAUAAUGGGAGGGUUACGGAUUUUUAGGGGGGUGUGGAGGGGAAGGGAGAGGGGAAGGCUAAAGGGAUGUGUACGAUAUAGAGUCUGCCCCCGGGGCUCGGAGUGCUGUGGGCAACGCUGAAGACAUGGCGGAUGUACGAGAGAUGUCGUAGCGGGCUACAAAUGCCUGCUUUGCAAAUUCACAACACUCAAUUGCAACGAUCGGAAGGGACAGGACAGUUCGCAACAUACCUACGCCGUACUUCGUGUCAUGAAUCAUUAGGCGUAGGUCGAAGCAGCAAAAUUGGCCGAGAUCCUGAAGGUUGUGGGCGGCGUCGGGGAUUCCUUCAAAAUGGCCUGAUCUUUUGGCCCAAACAGCCUUGCACAGCAAGUCUGUGCUGUGGCAUAAGCUUCUGUAAGCUUUCUUGGAUAUUAUGCUGCAGUGCUUAACCCCCGAGCUAACG